AUUUUCAGAAUACAGUCAACCCCAGUUCGAGAGGCGAUUAUCAUCUUUUUUUAUUCUAUUGGGUUGAUUCAAACCUGAGUUCUUAGUUUGAGCUGAGAAUGUCGGAGUAUACAGUGAAAGUUGAAGAAGCGAGACCGGCGACCGGAGAAAAGCCGUCGGCUGGACCAGUGUAUAGGUGCAUAUACGCCAAAGAUGGUCUCAUGGAGUUGCCUGCCGGAAUGGAGUCUCCCUGGGAUUUCUUCAGCGAGUCCGUGAAAAGGAACCCUAAAAACCAAAUGCUGGGUCGUCGUGAAACCAUUGAUGGAAAGGUGGGUCCUUAUACAUGGCUCACAUAUGAAGAGGCUUAUGAUGCCACCCUUCGAAUUGGAUCUGCCAUCAGAGGUCGCGGUGUCAAUCCUGGAGACCGGUGCGGCAUCUAUGGAUCUAACAGCCCAGAAUGGAUAAUGGCCAUGGAGGCUUGUAACAGCCACUCCAUAACAUAUGUACCACUAUAUGAUACACUUGGUGCUAAUGCAGUGGAGUUCAUCAUCAACCAUGCUGAAGUUUCAAUAGCUUUUGUUCAAGGAAGCAAGCUACCAGCUAUCCUAACAUGUCUCCCAAGGUGUAUUUCCUUCCUGAAAACCAUUGUCAGUUUUGAUAAGAUUUCUAGCAUGCAAAAGAAAGAAGCUGAGGAACUUGGUGUGGCUUGCUUCUCUUGGGAAGAGUUCAUUCAAUUGGGAAGUUCGGAUGAUGAACUUCCUCCAAAACAGAAGGCUCAGAUAUGCACAAUCAUGUAUACUAGCGGAACAACAGGAGAACCAAAGGGUGUCACAAUAACUAGUGGAGCAUUCAUGGCUGAGGUCUUGUCUAUGGAUCAACUACUCUUUGAAACAGACAAAGUGGGUUCAGAAGAAGAUAUUUACUUCUCAUUCCUUCCUUUAGCUCAUAUAUUUGAUCAGAUAAUUGAGACCUAUUGCAUCUACAGGGGUUCAUCCAUAGGAUUUUGGCGAGGCGAUGUCAGAUAUUUGAUUGAGGACCUUAUAGAAUUGAAGCCAACUAUAUUUUGUGGGGUUCCUAGAGUUUUUGAUCGUAUAUACACAGGUAUAAUGGAUAAAAUUUCAGCUGGAGGUGCCCUAAAGAAGACACUUUUUCAGUUUGCGUACAACUACAAAUUGAGUAAUCUCGAAAAGGGACUGCAACAAGACAAAGCGGCUCCUCUUUUUGAUAGGCUAGUCUUUGAUAAGAUCAAGCAAGGAUUUGGGGGACGUGUGCGUCUAAUCUUAUCUGGAGCUGCACCUUUGCCAAGGCAUGUGGAGGAGUUUCUGAGGGUGACGUGCGGUGGUGUCUUAUCACAAGGAUAUGGUCUUACAGAAAGUUGUGGUGGAUGUUUCACAUCCAUAGCCAAUGUGUUCUCUAUGACUGGAACAGUUGGUGUCCCCAUGACAACUAUUGAGGCAAGGCUGGAGUCAGUGCCAGAGAUGGAAUAUGAUGCACUUGCCACUAUUCCGCGUGGUGAAAUUUGUCUGAGGGGAAAGACCUUGUUUUCUAGUUACCACAAGCGACAAGAUCUAACAGAAGACGUCCUAGUGGAUGGAUGGUUCCAUACAGGUGACAUUGGGGAAUGGCAACCUUGUGGAGCAAUGAAAAUCAUCGACAGGAAAAAAAAUAUAUUCAAGUUGUCUCAAGGAGAAUAUGUUUCUGUGGAAAACAUUGAAAACACAUAUUCAAGAUGCCCUUUAGUGACAUCAGUAGUCAAACCUCUUUCGAUGUUUUUUGACUCAAUUUUCUUACCAGAUUUGGGUGUAUGGGAACAGUUUUGAGUCCUUUCUGGUGGCUGUGGUAGUUCCUGAAAGAAACACACUUGAAGAGUGGGCUGGAAAUCAUUCUCAAAGUGGAGAUUUCAACUCCCUGUGCGAAAACCUGAAAGCAAGGAAAUACAUUUUAGAUGAACUCAAUUGCACUGGCCAGAAACACAAACUUCGAGGUUUUGAAAUGUUAAAAGCAAUUCAUUUGGAGCCAAUUCCUUUUGACAUUGAGAGGGACUUGAUAACUCCAACAUUUAAACUCAGAAGGCCGCAGUUGCUUAAGUACUACAAGGACAUCAUUGAUCAGCUGUACAAUGAAGCAAAGGCCUCGAAGGUGUGAAAGCAGUGCUUGAUCUUAAUAUGAAGAACGGUGGCAUGCUACCGAAUAUUUCAUCAUUCAUACUUUUGGUGAACUUGUUAAGCAAUAUUGUCAAUGAUAACUUGAAGGCAUAGACAAGAUGAAACAUGAUUCUGAGCACAUUACAAUGCUUGGAUUUGUUAAUGAUUUCAUAUAGUUAAAAUUAAGGGGUACUUGUAAAUUGCACCUCGAAAGAUCUCUUGAAUCUUAAUUUGCACCCUUAACGAUUAAAAAUCUCAAUUUACACCCUCAAAGAUAUAAAUAUGUAUCAGUAUACAACUGAAUCUAACAGCUGUCAGUUGUCGUCUAAAAAUAAUAGGUAAAUUACACUUACACUCUCUCAGUUAAUCAUUGGAUCCCUCAUAUUUAAAAUAUUACACUUACACCCUCUGAUGUUUGUGUGUGUGUAACGCAUAAUCCCAUGUCAUUAAUAUAACCGUUAAAAAAUAUGAUGUUGUCUUAAUAAACAACUACUCCCUCCAUUCUUAAAUAUCUAUUGUUUUAAAUAAUUAUUUUUGUUCCAUAAUAUCUGUCGUUUUAUAAAACUAAAGCAUAAUUAAUAUUUUUUUUUUCAAAUUUAGCCUUAACUUUUCAUGCAUUAGAUUAGAUAGAGGUUAAAUGUCUUUCAUAUUUUUUUCUUUCCCAAUACAUAUUGAAUAUGGGUAUUUUAGUCUUGUGUAAUUAUUUUUUACUCAUAUUAAAGCUAUUUAAUAGUUUCCUUAAUCCCUGUCAAAAACCUUUAACGACAGAUAUUUAGGAACGGAAGGAGUAUAAUUUUCAUACUACCCUUUAUUUUGUGGACCCGUUGUGCUCUAAAGUUCAAAAUCAAGUUUAUCCUUUGAAUGCCCAAUACAAUGUAAGUAUUAUAUAAUAUUCAAGAUUACUAGUAUUAUAUAAUAUUUUUUAUAUCCAAUGCAAUACAUUACUUGAACAGAAUUAUUUGGAAGCCCAAAUAGGGGAACACUUAUAGUCAUAUUUGGAAUCUCAGGGGGUGUAGGUGUAAUAUUUCAAACGUGAGGGGUCUACAUGAUUAAGUGACAAACAUGAGAGGUCUAUGUAUAAUUUAUUCAUUUAGUUUUAAACCGCAAACUGAACGACUAUUAGCUUCAGGUGCACAUUGAUACAGAGUUAUAUCUUUGAGAAUGCAAAUUAAGAUUUUUAAUUUUUUAGGGUGCAAAUUGAGAUUCAAAAAUUUUUUUGGCGUGCAAUUUGUGAUUAACUCUAAAUUUAAUGAAGUUCUGCCAUUAAAUCU
Molecule: messenger RNA, 3394 nt
Organism: Ilex paraguariensis (yerba mate)
Lineage: Eukaryota; Viridiplantae; Streptophyta; Magnoliopsida; Aquifoliales; Aquifoliaceae
Source: the annotation of a GenBank genome assembly